CGCUUACUUUGGGUCAAGGGCGAUCCCGGCAAAGGAAAGACUAUGCUGCUAUGUGGCAUUAUAAAUGAGUUGAAACCGAGAAAAAUUGGACGCGAAAUCUAUUAUUUUCUCUGUCAAGCAACAGAUAUUCGCCUCAACAAUGCUGCGGCGAUACUACGAGGAUUGCUGCAUAUGAUAGUCUCACAGCAACCCUAUCUCAUCGUUUACCUGAGACACGAAUUUGACAAAUCUGGAAAAUCUGCUUUUGAAGGGACCAAUUCUUGGGUCGUUCUUUCUCGGAUAUUUGAGCAGAUGCUCAGAGAUGACUGUCUAAAGGAGCCAAUCUUCAUUAUCGAUGCACUGGAUGAGUGUGUCUCAUAUUUGGUA
Trichoderma atroviride IMI 206040 is the source of this 366-nucleotide messenger RNA. The record is from RefSeq and is a predicted model, not a curated record. NCBI's taxonomy places the organism in Eukaryota, Fungi, Ascomycota, Sordariomycetes, Hypocreales, Hypocreaceae.